Colletotrichum destructivum is the source of this 3525-nucleotide messenger RNA. RefSeq names its product Putative zn(2)Cys(6) fungal-type DNA-binding domain-containing protein. The coding region runs from base 551 to 2521 and encodes 656 amino acids. Gene Ontology annotation, molecular function: DNA-binding transcription factor activity, RNA polymerase II-specific; zinc ion binding. Gene Ontology annotation, biological process: regulation of DNA-templated transcription. The transcript has 3 exons. The record is from RefSeq and is a predicted model, not a curated record. NCBI's taxonomy places the organism in Eukaryota, Fungi, Ascomycota, Sordariomycetes, Glomerellales, Glomerellaceae.
CUGACUGACUGACCGACCGACCGCAGACAAAAUCGUCACCUCGUUCGCCUGGCUCCUCUUUUUCCCUCUCAUGCACACAAACCUGCGAAUUGCCCAGCAGAAACCAUCAUUCAACACCGCUGCCCUUCGUUCAAAGUUCAUGCACUAGACCCCAAAUAUCCUCCUACCUUUCCUUCUCUUCCGCCUCCCCCUCGUCUUCUCCGAUCGUUCGCUCCGGCAGCGUCCUCGGUCAGAUCGCCCCGACUGGCGCUGACUACACGACGACCCAGGGCGCUCAACACAACUUCUCUGGUUGAUAAAUCCCCUCUCACACUUGCCCUUGGGCAGGUUCAUACUUGAUUUCCCUGUCAAUCCGGCUCGAGUUUCGGGUUGCUGGCAGUUGAUUAUCUCGUCUGGCCGACCGCCCGCCGCCGCCGCCGACUCAGGCUGGGAUUCCAACCUUUCCGUGCCCAAGCUAACGGCCACCGCCCAUUGCACACCAUCCUCCAUCAACCCCCCUCCGUAACCAUCCUCCAUCCUUCGUCCCAUCGAUUCAAUACUACAAUUCAAAAUGACGAGCAUGUCGCCCAUAAGUGCCGUCAACGGCGGCUCCGCGGCCACCUCGCACCAGGGCAGCGUCUCGCCCCGGCAGACGGUGUCGCCCAAGAAUGUCGCAUUUGAACUCCUGUUUACCGAGUCGCCGCAAUAUCGCGCGCGACUCCCCAUGCGAGUCCAGAUAUACCCCCACGAUACGACGGACUCCAUCGUCACCACUGUCAAGAAUUUCUACGGACUAUACUCGGGGCCGACCGGCUCCAAGGGCGUCAGCUUUGAGGACGAGAAUGGCAUCACCCUCAUCGCUCGUUACGAGAACUUUCGCAACAACAUGGUUGUCUACGUCAGAGUCAUUGAGGAGCCUCCCUCUGCCUCUGGUCCCUUCGUGGCGCCUGCAUACCACAACCCUCCUCUGAGCGCUCAGCCAUACUACGAGGGUACUGGCUACCCCCUGCAACCUCCGCCGCGCUUCGGCCAGGAAAUCUCCAGACCUUCCUCAAGCACAUCUCGGCGGCGCAGCCCGUCGCCCAACGCUGGGCGCGGCCGGAGAAGCGGAUCCGCCACUACGAACCCCAAGAAUGGCCGUUCGAGGUCUUCCAAGAACCGGGACACUGCUGCCAACGGACACACCGAUAUAUACAGCGAUAGCGUCAAUGGCUACAGCAGCGGGGACGGGGCUCCAGGCUCCAGCUCCAGCAGGAUAAAGGAGCAGAUUGGCAACACCGAGAUUAGCCUCGAAAACAUCGUAGAGGGAGGCCGCCGCAAGCGAGCCAAGUUUGAGAGUUCGGAACUCCCCUUGUUUGCGCCUCCGCAGAUGCCGGCUGCUACGUCGAACCCUUCCGUGUCUCCCGCCCGCCGCGCGGAGCCCCAGAGGGCCUCGCUGCCGUUUGUGCACCCAGGCCAGAACCCCUUUACGAAUCCUCUCCCCCUGCAGUCCCCGCAGAGCCAUAGCAAUGGCUACGGUCAUAGUGGAUAUUAUGCGACGCCGUCGUCUGAGCGCCACGGGCGCAACAGCAUCGGCUACGCUGCGCAAAGCGGCAACUUCAGCAGCAUGAGCGGCAUCCUCCCCACGCCGGACCCUACCGUCGGCAGCUGCAUGUCAGAAGAGGACAAGGAUGUUGCCAUCCAGCUUAUGCGCCUGGGUGAAAUGUCUAACAUUUCCCACGGGCGCACUUCAGCUUCUACGCUGGACGAUACGUUUAGCGGCCGCGCCGACGCUGCAUCCUCUACUGGGGCCACUAGUGACGGCGAGAGUGAGAGCGAUGAGGAGGAGUCGGCCGCCCGGCGUCAAAAGUUGGAUGCCGCUGGCAUCAUGCGCAAGAUCUAUCAGACCACCGAGAGCCACUUCAUUCCUCAGCCCAGCAUCGAGGCCAGUGUCGAUGACGUCGAAGUCGAGAAGUGUAGCGACCACACCGAUCACGCCGUCUAUGGCGAGCGCAAGCACGAGGUGCUCAAGAACAAGACCAACCUUCCCGAUGCCAGGCCUAAGUCACAGUUACCCGGCUCCAAGCCAAAGAAUUCCAAGGCUAGCAAGGUUCCUCGGCCAAGCCUUCCCAAGCCCAAGAAGGCUUCCGCUCCGGCUCCGGCCCCGGCCCCGGCCACUACCAGCAAUGGGCCCAUGUCGCCGGCUUCUCUGCCUUCGUCGCGCAAACCCUCGGUUUCCUCCGCCGCAGCGGCUCCGGGUGCCAAUGGCGAAGACGAUCAGCUUGAUCUGUCAGCCAAGCCCCGGUGUCAGCGAUGCCGCAAGAGCAAGAAGGGUUGCGACAGGCAGCGACCCUGUGGGCGAUGCCGCGAUGCCGGUCUUAGCGCUGAUCAGUGCAUUAGCGAAGAUGAGGGCAAUGGUCGCAAGGGCAGAUACGGGCGCCACAUGGGAGUGCCAAUCAAGAAGGAAGACAUUGCCAAUCCUACUCAGCCCAUUCUACUUCCGGCUGCGCCAAUCGCCACGACGGCUGCAAUGGCCGACAAGAACAAGAAGCGGAAGCGAUAGAGCGAUGAGUUAGCAAUUCCACGAGCACAUGUCGGCACUCAAACAAGCACUUGCGGUGUCACCCCUUUUCUUCAGGCCAUCUAGCUAUUUUCUAGCGUGGCCGCCGCCAAGUUCCAGCACUGUCCCUACCAAGAGAGGUUAUCGGCUCACCGGCGUUUGGCCCACAAAGAUUAUUUGAAAAGGAUGCGGCGCUUGGGCCACGCAUCAUUUGACGCGCUUCCUAUCGUAACAAAACAGGAGGAUGUCUGAUCUGGUCUUCAACGACCACCCAACAAUACUGGCAAGAGGGAAAAGAUUUUUUUUGGUGGUGAGGCUAAUGGGGAUCUGCCGGGUGAGGAUGGUCGCUCAUACUCCUUUUUGGCGUUUCGGAUCCAUUCUAUGGGAAGCGGUGUUUUGCUAUCUACCGGUUUGCGCGCGUGUCUGCUUUCCUCGUUACUUGGUUUUUUCUUUUUUUUUCUUUUAUGGCGGAGCCGACAUCGAAGCGAGGAAGCUACAGUUUUUGGGCGACGUUGUGCGACUGUACGAUGUGGUGUGUGGAGGAAAGCUCAAAAGCAACCGGAGGAGACGUCGGAACACUCGCAGGCGCGAACGCGUUCGCGCGAGCUCGCAUGCGAGGAUCCCAAAGUCCGAAUUGUCAGGUGAAUUGAGUAAAGGCAUUGGGGGGUUGUCGGGCGAGAAGGAAAGAAGAAAAAAAAGCCUGGCGGUUGGAACGUUGGCAGGCGAGGCGGUUUUGGGGCUUGCGCAAGGUUCAAAUUGUCUGUGGUGAAGGUGGGAUCGCUUGCCUUGGGGGGUUUUGUUAUUUCCUAUAUUGCCGAGGGUGACAAGACUUAUCUGCGCAACCGAGCUUGUCCCUUUUUCUCAAUUGGUUCUCCUCUGGAUGCGAUUGGAGGCGGGGGAGGGGGGUGGGAGGUGAGCAAUUGCUGAGGGAAGCGGCUACGAUAGGCAAACUGGUUUCUUUCCUACCCUUUUUAUUAUUUUUUUGAGGCAAAGUUUUCUGUAUGGAA